Molecule: messenger RNA, 2037 nt
Organism: Centruroides sculpturatus (bark scorpion)
Lineage: Eukaryota; Metazoa; Arthropoda; Arachnida; Scorpiones; Buthidae
Product: sulfotransferase 1C3-like
Exons: 4
Coding region: 317-1252 (311 amino acids)
Biological process (GO): sulfation
Cellular component (GO): cytoplasm
Molecular function (GO): sulfotransferase activity
Source: RefSeq, a predicted model, not a curated record
CGAAUGGUUCCAUUUUGGAACGAUAAAGGAAAACCUGAGGAUGGCCUAACCAAAUAGGCUGAAAACGUUUGAAUAAGGAGAAAAAACUCGGCAAGUAGAAUUCAGAUAUUGUGCUCGUAAUACAGCUGGAUAAACAAGCCAAUGGCAUACAUCGUUUCAUUUGGAAGGGGCUACGUCAUUGGUUUGCUUAUCAGUUGUAUUAGCUUCACGAAAAAAGUAUUAUCUAAUCUUGUCGAUACGACGUAGGUCUUAUACAUUUUUAAUUGUUAACAAUCAACCUGUGAACAUUGGAGUGCACAAAAAAAAGAAAAACAUAAUGGAGAAGAUGAAAUAUUAUAAGGAAGUGGGUGGAGUACACAUGUUCACUUUUUUAUCAGAAGAAUCUUUUUUGUCUGGAAUGAAUUAUAAAGCGAAACCUGGAGAUUUAUUUCUUGCUAGUUAUCCGAAAUGUGGAACAACUUGGAUGCAUCAGAUAGUCAAGUUGAUUUUUGCUAAAGGUCAAAUAUCAGAAGAUCCGUUGGAUUUAAUUUUUAGCUUUCCUUUUGUAGAAGUUUUGGGAGCAGAAUACUUAGAAACGGCCAAACCUAAAGGCAUGAGAACACAUUUACCUUUUUUUGCUGUGCCUUACUCGCCAGAUUCUAAAUAUAUUUAUGUUACCAGAAACCCUAGAGAUUGCUGUGUUUCAUAUUACCAUUUUAUGAAACUGCUGCCAUUUCCUGGCGAGUUAAAUUUUCAAGAAUUUCUUGAAGUCUUUCUCGAAGGUAAUUUAGGAUACGGAGAUUAUUUCGAUCACCUUCUUGAAUGGUACAAACAUAAAAAUGACGACAACGUUCAUUUUGUAACGUACGAAGAUCUCAAGAAAGAUAUUAAGGGAGAAAUUUUGAAAAUAGCCAAAUUCCUUGGUGAAGAAUAUGAAAAAUGUAUUUUGAAUGAUGCGACAAUAUUAGAAAAUAUUAUUCGUUACAGCAGCUUUGAUUAUAUGAAAGAAAGCAGUAAGAAGAACCUUGAUGUGUUUUUUAAAAAGGACAAAAAAUGGCUAGAAGAUAAAAAUUUACCUCCUGGAGCGAUGAAAUCUAUACAGAAUUUUAAUCAAAGUGGAAGGGAUACAGAAGGUGGGACGUAUGUUAGAAAAGGGAUUAUUGGAGAUUGGAAAAAUCAUUUUAAUGAAGAACAAAUACGAUUGUUAAAUGAAAAAAUUGUCGAACGAACAAAAGAUAGUGAUGUCAUGAACUUGUGGAAAGAUAUUUUUUAGAAUAAUUAAAUACAUUACCGGAAAGCUUGGGACCGGGACCGAAAGUAGUCCGGAUUUCUGAGACAAGCUAAAUAUAUAAUCAAAAUAUAAAAUGAACGAAAUUGUAAUCAACACACCAUAUGCCAGCAGUUACAUUGAAAUUGGUGACAUACGACUCGUACUUCAUAGAAACCAUAACAAAGCAGCUGCGCGUUGAACUACAGCUUUACUACAGCCUGUCAAAUUCAAAACUGCCAAUUUCAAAAAUAGACAGUUUUCUGAAAGCCGAAUACUGGUCCGGUACCGUAAGCUCGCUAAUCCAACCUCUUAAUUAUCUGAUAUGUCUUUUAAGCAACUGGGAUCAAAUCCGGACGAAUAAAAAAAAAACACCAAGAUAGUUUUGGGGGGUGGUCCAUUGGAUAUGUUAAACCUUCUGGCCGUUCCAUAAUGGACUUUCCGAAAAGGCCUUCUUAGUGCCCAUAGGUCGGAAAGAGUUUAAAAAACCCAAGGUCCCACAUAAGCUCUCGACGGCCCUUAUAUACCGUAUAUGAGAUUUUUAAAAAUAAGUUUAAUUUACAAUUGCUUAAGACUUAAAUUGUAGUUACAGGCAUAUUUCUAUGAAAUUAUUUUAUUCAAACAGAAAAUAUAUCCUUUUAUAACACUAAUAUUGUGUGUAAACACAAAAACGAUUAAAUUUAUUGUACUCUAACUCUUACGAAUUUUAAUAAAUAUUAUAAAAAAUUGAAAUUUUAUUUGAUUCAAUUAUAUAAGUCAACAUUGAUCUUUUGAACCUCAAACGUCACUCG